UAUAUAAACGUGAAAUUCUCGUAUUUACAUAUUAUGUAGUUUGAAGAAUCAUUUCGAAAGUAGAAAAAAAUGGCAGUUGCUUUUCUACUGAUUUGUGCAAUGUUGGUGUGUACAAGAACCUUUGGUGCUCCUUUUUUUGAUUUGUUUGACUUUUUCGAUUAUGAUUCAUCCUCAGAAGAAGAAAAAAAGGAACCCAAAGUGCAGGUUUACAUUGCUAAUAAUGUUGAAAAACGUCCAAAAGAAGAAAAGAAGAUCCUGAUACCUGUACCUGUGGGUCCAAUUAAAGUGGAUUUUCCGAAUAUCACUGUUAACCUUGCCCCUCUUAAAGGCAAUUUUAACAUUAGUGUUAACGCCACUGCUAUAAAUAAAAACGAGGAGAACAUUGUUAUAAAUAAUAAGGAUUUGCAGACGGAACUAAUUAAACUAAUUGAAGCAGGAAUCAAAAAAUUAAAUCCUGGUAGAUAAAAAUUAAAUCUAUCCAAAUCAAUAAAUUGAUAACUAGCGUUAGUGACUAUAUCGGGUGUCCCAGACAGGAACCAUCGCUGCUACGAUUUAUUGCUUCUACAAUAGAUAUGUUAUUUUUGUUUUUUAAUAUGUACAACCUACUAAAACUUUGAUUAUAGUUUCAUAAAAAGCUUUACAGAGUC
Molecule: messenger RNA, 647 nt
Organism: Tribolium madens (black flour beetle)
Lineage: Eukaryota; Metazoa; Arthropoda; Insecta; Coleoptera; Tenebrionidae
Exons: 2
Coding region: 70-465 (131 amino acids)
Source: RefSeq, a predicted model, not a curated record